AUGGGUUCCCACUGGGGCGACUCGAUCCCCUUGACGCAAACGGCCGUGAUCUACGAAGCCGAUAAGGCCGCACUGCAAGUGCGCAAGGACUGGCCGGUCGUGCAGCCCAAGGACCUCAAGCCCGGCGAAGUGCUGGUCCGCAUUGCCUACACGGGCGUGUGCCACUCGGACCUGGCGGUCUGGCAGGGCGAAGGGCCGCCGGUCGCGAAGGCGUUUCCCAUGGUGGGCGGCCACGAAGGCGCUGGCCACGUUGCUGCGAUCGGAGAGCACACGCGCACGCGUCUUAAGGUCGGCGACCCCGUGGGGGUCAAGUGGUUGGCCCACACGUGUCUCAGCUGCGAAGACUGCCGCAAAGGGUACGAGACCGCGUGCAGCGCUGCGGAAAUCCACGGCUUCACGCGCCAUGGCACGUUCCAGCAGUGGUGCGUGUCGUUGGCGGACCACGUGACGCCCAUUCCAUUGACGUUGGACUUGGCGGCCGCAGCGCCCAUCAUGUGCGCGGGCCUGACGGUCUACAAAGCUCUGAAGCAAAUUCAGGGCUCCUUGGGCGACUACGUCUUGAUCCCAGGCGCAGGGGGCGGGUUGGGCCACUUGGCGUGUCAGUACGCGCGGGCAAUGGGCUACAAAGUCGUCGCGGUCGACUCGGGCAAAGACAAGCGCGAGCUGCUCGAGUCGUACGGCGUCAAGCACUUUAUCGACUACAUGACCCCUGACGUGGUCGGGCAAGUGCGUGCAGCAACGGACGGACAAGGCGCACAUGCCGUGGUGGUCGUUGCAGGGGCCCCCGAUGCGUACAAGGACGCGCUCUUGUGCCUGCGUGCUCGUGGGACGCUCGUGGCCGUGGGCGUGCCCACUGGUGCCGCAAUUGUUGCGCCCGUGACGUUGAUGAUCCAGCUCGAACUGCGCAUCAUCGGGUCCUACGUCGCGAGUCGUCAAGACGGCAUCGAAGCCGUCGAGCUCGUGGCCGAGGGACAUGUGGUGCCCGAGUUUACGCUCGAGAAACUCGCCAACCUGCCGGACGUGUUCCGACGCAUGCAGGCCGGCAAAGUGCGGAGCCGCGUCGUGCUGGACUGCAAGUGA
Messenger RNA from Hyaloperonospora brassicae, 1080 nucleotides. Lineage: Eukaryota; Oomycota; Peronosporomycetes; Peronosporales; Peronosporaceae. The record is from the annotation of a GenBank genome assembly.